CAGCGGGGAUGUUUUGUAUAACGUUACGUUAAGACAUAGUUUCUGUUUAAUGUCAUAAUACUCUGGAUGUCUGUAUGAGUACAUAAGUUGAAUUUCACAUAAACGCCAGUAGAGUGUGAAGCUGGAUUAUCCUUGCAGAUAGACCGCAGCUAGAACGGCUUGCUAAUAUACACAACAAGCCUGAAGCAAUCGUUGCAUGUGUGGUGAGAAAAACCAGAGACGACCAACCAUGACUUCACUGGGGGGCAGCAGUUCCUCAACCACAGAAUACACUGUGCGGGUCCCCAAAAACACCAGCAAGAAGUACAACAUCAUGGCUUUCAAUUCAGGAGACAGAGUCAACUGUUCAACCUGGACACAGGCUCGCAUGGAAAGAGACAUGAGUGCCCGGCGGAUAUAUGGGGAGGAAGAGACGCAGGAAGGCGCGGCUGGCAGUGAGUUUGGCAAAAAACAGCGUGAGGAAGCGAGGCGGAAGAAGUUUGGUAUUGUGACACGUGAGUUCAAAGUGGAGGACCAACCCUGGAUUCUUAAGGUCAAUGGCAAGGCCGGCAAGAGGUUCAAAGGUCAAAAGAAGGGGGGUGUUACAGAAAACGCAUCCUACUACAUCUUUACACAGUGUCCUGAUGGAGCUUUUGAGGCCUUCCCCGUCAAUGGCUGGUACAACUUCACACCGCUAGCCAAGCACCGAACUCUCACUGCCGAGGAAGCCGAGGAGGAGUGGGGCAGAAGGAACAAGGUGGUGAAUCACUUCAGCAUCAUGCUUCAGAGACGUUUCCGGGAGCAAGAGCGUGGCGAGGAUGAGGAUGAUGAGGGCGAGAAGUCGGGGAAGAAGAAAAAGAAGAAGGGUGGCAGAGGCGGUGACCUGCGCAUUCACGACCUGGAAGACGACCUGGAGAUGAGCAGCGAUGACAGUGACAGCAGUAUGGGGGAAGAUGGAGAGAGCAAGACAAAGGCGAAGAAGGACACUGGGAAAGGAAAAGGAAAGAAGAAGAAGAAAAAGAGCAAUGAGCAUGAGGCCCUGGAGGACAGUGAUGAUGGUGACUACGAGGGCCUAGAAGUGGAUUACAUGUCGGAUGAAAGCAGCAGUUCGGAUGAAGAGCCAGAAAAGGGAAAGUCCACCAAAGGAGGAGAGGAACACCCUAAAGGGAUUGAUGAAGCUUCAGAAAGUGAGGAAGAGAGUGAGGAGGAGAAACAGAACGAGGAGGAAGCCAAAGAGGAGGAAGAGGAAGAGGAAGGCAAGAAAACCCCUGUCCAAGUGGAAAAGAAGAAGAAAAAAGACAGCAGCGGAGAGUCGGAGAGCUCAGACGACAGUGACAUCGAGGGAGAGACGGCCUCCGCUCUCUUCAUGAAAAAGCGCACGCCUCCUAAACGUGGAGGUGGGCGUGGCUCUGCAGGUAGCUCCAGGACUGGCAGUCGCCCCGGGACACCAUCCAUAGACUCUGCCUCCACCUCCAAUACGCUCCGUGCUGCUGCCAGCAAGCUAGAGCAAGGUAAGAGGCAGACUCAGGGUCCUAGCACUGACUCACCAGCUGCCAAAAGGCUGAAGAUGGAGCCCAGCAGUCAGAGCCCUGUUCCCUCUGGCAAGACUACGCCUCAGCCCCCAUCAGGCAAAUCCACUCCUAGCUCAAGUGAUGUGCAGCUAACGGAGGAAGCGGUGCGGCGCUACCUGAUCCGUAAACCGAUGACCACCAAAGACCUGCUGAAGAAGUUCCAGACCAAGCGCACAGGUUUGAGCAGUGAGCAGACUGUCAAUGUGCUGGCACAGAUCCUGAAGCGCCUCAAUCCGGAGCGCAAAAAUGUGAACGACAAAAUGCAUUUCUACCUCACUGAAUAACUGAUGGAAGCGAGGGAUGGAGCUGCAGUGGUGAAGGGGAUGGAGAAUAGUGGGAAGAGCUGAAAAUGAAACUAAGGGGAAAAAUGUUGGUGGAUUUUUUGUAAAACUCUGAUCGCUGGAAGAGGUUUUGUGUUAAAAUAGUGACAUGCCACAGGAGGUUCAAACUGUCACAUGGCAUUUAUCAAAAAAUAUCUUGUUGAACAUAUAUUUUUUUUCAUAGUCAAAAACAGUAAAUAAGUGAAAAACCGCUCAAUUUCUGUAUGGUUUGUGUGUAAACCAUUUAACUUGGAGCUUGUUGAAUGGGGGGGGAAAGUAUUUAACUUGUUUUUCUUCAGUAUAAACUUUUGUAAUAAAAUUUGCUGUUGUGUAA
Molecule: messenger RNA, 2204 nt
Organism: Micropterus salmoides (largemouth bass)
Lineage: Eukaryota; Metazoa; Chordata; Actinopteri; Centrarchiformes; Centrarchidae
Gene: gtf2f1
Product: general transcription factor IIF, polypeptide 1
Exons: 14
Coding region: 197-1834 (545 amino acids)
Biological process (GO): positive regulation of transcription elongation by RNA polymerase II; transcription initiation at RNA polymerase II promoter
Cellular component (GO): nucleus; transcription factor TFIIF complex
Molecular function (GO): RNA polymerase II general transcription initiation factor activity; TFIIF-class transcription factor complex binding; DNA binding
Source: RefSeq, a predicted model, not a curated record